Chelmon rostratus (copperband butterflyfish) is the source of this 3497-nucleotide messenger RNA. RefSeq names its product phosphatidylinositol 4-kinase type 2 beta (gene pi4k2b). Gene Ontology annotation, cellular component: endosome; plasma membrane; trans-Golgi network. The record is from RefSeq and is a predicted model, not a curated record. Gene Ontology annotation, molecular function: 1-phosphatidylinositol 4-kinase activity. Bases 207 to 1733 code for a protein of 508 amino acids. The transcript is spliced from 11 exons. Gene Ontology annotation, biological process: endosome organization; Golgi organization; phosphatidylinositol phosphate biosynthetic process. NCBI's taxonomy places the organism in Eukaryota, Metazoa, Chordata, Actinopteri, Chaetodontiformes, Chaetodontidae.
ACCAAGUAGGAAGCAGCGCACAGACGAGUUUGACGGAUUAUGUGGACAUAUCAGAGAGCGAAAGCAGCUGCUUUCGAAUGAUUUAUUCGGACUGUAUGUACUCGCGGAAAGAGGGAAGUCUUUUUAAAUGGAAGGCUGACAGCUUAAAGGGAAGAAAACAGUAAUUUAGUUUACAUUUGAGUGCAUGUAUUGAAAACUGAGCGACAAUGAUGUCAGAAUGCGACCCGACAGAAACAGAGACCAGCGAGCCAGUGCUGGACACCGGAGCAACAGCGGUGCCUACUUCGGAAUGUAACUUUCACUCCUCGGACCCUCCAAAGGUAUUAUUUGACAGGAGUCGUCUAGGUUUGGGGCUGGCGGCGAACCCUGGAGUCGCCGUUCGUAUUUCGGACUCUUGUGAGAGCGUCUUGACCGAGCUGGAGACGGACGGCUCCGGUGAAGAGGCGCUGUUGUUACCGUGCUUAGCAGGAAGCUCGUCGUCUCCGCGGGCUGCGCGAGAGAAGCGGAGCAGGCGGAACAGACACAGCUCGUCGUCGGACAAAGACACCUUGGCCUCCCCAGGUACCAACAGUGGGGACUUCAACCAUUUCCCUGACGAUCCCGAGUUUGCAGACAUUAUCCAAAGGGCGGAACAGGCUAUCGAGAAUGGCGUCUUUCCAGAGAGGAUUUCCCAGGGUUCCAGCGGGAGCUACUUUGUCAAAGACCCAAAAGGGAAAAUCAUUGGUGUUUUUAAACCAAAGUCAGAGGAACCUUACGGUCACCUGAACCCCAAAUGGACCAAAUAUUUUCACAAGCUGUGCUGUCCGUGUUGUUUCGGCCGAGGCUGCUUGUUGCCUAACCAGGGUUACCUCUCAGAGGCUGCUGCCUCGCUGGUCGAUACCAAGCUUGGCCUUGGAGUGGUGCCAAGAACGAAGGUGGUGUUUCUGGCUAGUGAGACAUUCCACUACAGCGCCAUUGACAGAGCCAAGUCCAGGGGGAAGAAGUACGCCUUAGAGAAAGUCCCCAAGGUGGGACGACGCUUCCACAGAGUGGGCCUGCCACCCAAGGUGGGCUCAUUUCAGCUGUUUGUGGAGGGUUACCGUGAAGCAGACUACUGGCUGCGGCGCUUUGAGGCAGAGCCUCUGCCAGAGAACAUCAGGAAGCAGCUGCAGUCACAGUUUGAGCGGCUGGUGGUGUUGGACUAUGUUAUUAGGAACACAGAUCGAGGGAAUGACAACUGGUUGAUCAAGUAUGACAAGCCAGGGGAAGGAGAUGGACAAAAGGAUGCAGAGUGGCCAGAGAGCAGUUCAGACUCCUGCAUCAAGAUCGCAGCGAUCGACAACGGCCUGGCCUUCCCCUUCAAACACCCAGACGAAUGGAGAGCCUACCCCUUCCACUGGGCAUGGCUCCCCCAGGCUAAGGUGGCCUUCUCCCAGGAGACCAGAGACCUGGUGCUGUCCCGCCUCUCUGACAUGAACUUUGUCCAGGACCUCUGUGAGGACCUCUACGAGAUGUUCAAGACGGAUAAAGGCUUUGACAAGACGAUGUUUGAGAGACAGAUGUCCGUUAUGAGGGGACAGGUUUUGAACCUGACGCAGGCACUGAAGGACGGGAAGAGCCCCAUCCAGCUGGUGCAGAUGCCGCGGGUGGUGGUGGAGCGCAGCCGCUCAGGCGGCCAGGGGCGUGUGGUCACACUUGGCAAUGCCUUCACACAAACCUUCCACUGCAAGCGCCCCUUUUUCUCCUCUUGGUAGUCACAGAUGGGUGCGGAGGGGGAGCUGAGGAGAGACGUCAGCAACAGCUGAAGUCAGGAAGCGAAAGAGAAGGCUGCUCAUAUUUCUUUGGCUAGAAGAGAAAUGAAGAGGAAGACACGAUGAUUGGAAGUGAGAACAAAGAAUUUGCACUCCUGCACAUUCCUCAUUUUGUGAAGAGAGUGCAGAGAAGCAUGGGACCUGGAGAGAUUGGCAUACCAGUGUCUCCCAGAGUCCUUGGGGCUGUUUACGGUUACCACGGUGACUUGAUUGGAUAAUCGGCUUUUCCACAGAGUUGGGCUUUGUUUACUGUUAGGCAGAAAGGUUUUUUUUAUUUAAACCCACCCAAAGUACCUACUGAAGUCUCUUGCAAGGUGUCUUAGUGGGAUGAAUGGCCAAAGAACAAGCACUAAAACCUCAUGUGCACCUGAUAUUAAAAUGCAGUCUGUAUCCAGACACGUCUCCUGGAUUAGGAAAAACGUGUAUUAAAAAUGCAUUGUAAUCAGAAUAUGGCUGGAUCUGACUGACCACAUCUGGAGAUGGUCUAACUCGUAUUGUGUUUGGAUCUUAAGAAGGUGUGAACGCAAUAUGUACAACCUGCUGGCUGUACACAAGUGCUACAGAUAUUUGUUAUUAGCUAACAUAAAGAAAGGAAGCAGGAAGGAUGAAAGCAACACGCCUCUAAUUACUGAUUACAUGUCAAUUCUGUGCCAUGAAAGCACCAAAAGAUGUGUUAUUUAACAACUGUAUGAAUGAAAAUGAAAGGAAUGUGGAUUGGAAAUGAAUGAUAUACAGUAAGAAUUAACUGUGUGUGCACUCAUCUGUGCAGCUGAUCUGCCGUUAACAUUUAUCUAGUCACAGCUUUACAAAAAGUGUGAAGUUUCCCCCUAACUCAACAACUCGCAAAUCUGUGAUUAUUGUAAACAAAGGCAAGAUCAGAUCAUUUAGUAUCCUGUUCACAUAUCUGGAUACAGAUCCCUUUUAAACAGCAGGUGUACGUGGGGCGUAACAGAUCUGAGGUCUGGUGGUGUUUGGACAUCUGAAGGACACAGAUCUCUCCAAAAAGUGAACGUUUUUCUUUUCUUUUUUUUUAAAUCUGGGACAGUGUUUUUCCUGGUCUGGGAUGAAGACUAAAAAUAUUUGCUUUGCCUUGUAGGAUUACUUAUUAAAAUAUAGAUGUGCACUUGCACUGCUGGAAGUGUUUGACUAAUGCUACACAACUGGGUCAAACCGCUCUUUACCCAGUGCUACUUUCUCAAAACCACAUCUUUUGAAGACACUGGGUUUGUGUUUGUUCAACUCUCACUACUGCCAAAAUCUGUCUGUGGAAGGAAUAUUUGAAAGCCUCAAGAAAAGAAUAUUGUUGAAACUUGAAUAUGGAGUCUGGAGGACUAGUAAUAAACGCAUUGCUUGAAUGUAAUCUGUUUACGGUUUCUAUACAGAUUCUUGCUCCUUAACAUUUCAAUACGAGUGAAUGCUGUCAAAAAAUCAACUUUUCUUGUAACAAUGAAUGUAUUUGUUGUUUGACAUAUAUUUAAUUGCUGGCAAGCAGCUUUCUCUUGAACCUCGUGUCACAGGGGAUGGCACCCUGCCUCUCUCCUUUAUCACAUGUUAUAUGAAAAGGAAAAACAAAACAGAGGACAAUGUUUCACACUUGCUCGAUGCUGUUGUGUUUUCUUAUGUAUGCAUCUUGAAGUUUUUAUUCCAACUCAAUGAUUGUAUGAAAAAAGUUGUAUAUUUAACAAAUGCAAAAUAAAAUUUGGGAAA